AUGAUUCAGGGUUUAUACCGCUUAUUCUUCAUUAAUGUUUGUAUGUCGUUGGGCUUGGGCAGGUGUCAACUGCAAUAUAGCCUUAGCAACUGUCCCUCCAUUCAGAAUGAGUUGCUUGCAUUGAACAUCAGUCUGGGAAACUGUUCUGAAGAUCUUACCGAUUGUUUGAUGAAUGAAUUUUCUGCAUCGAACGCACUAUGUGCUACUUGUAUCAUUGUUUCAAAUGAUCUUCAAAGGGAAUCGAUUUGUGAGUGUCUUCAAUGCUUAAUCAACACUUUAGCGACUAAAUGCAGCAAGGCUCACUGCGCUGGUUCCAGAACAACAGGACUGGUGUACAAAUUAAGCCAGAAAUUUGAUAAUUCUCUUCCAAAGGCUUUGCCUUUGGUUAGCGAGCCUGUCCACGAGCUUCAAUAUGUUGCAGAUUCAAACAAUGUUAUUCGUCGUGGGAUAUUUACUGGAGAGCGGUAUAGCUUAAUUAAUGCACUAUUAGAAGCUCUUGGUCACAAAGUUGUUAAUAAAGAGGAAGGGAUGUGGUACUUUGAACUCGAUUCAUUACCAAAUGUGGAGUCUAUUAAGGCUCCUUCCGACAAAACUUACACUAAUACAGUAACUACGGGCAAGGUGACUGAAAGCCACACCCUCUCAAUGCACAAUAGUGAAUCGGUAUUCAAUAUCGUUAACAAAGCUUCAAGUCCUAUAUUUACUGCCUCCCUAUCUAUAGAAUCCUCACACAAGCAAUCCAAGCCUCAGUUAACUUCCAGUGUAAUUGAUCUAACUUACGCACCAAUCGAAGUGGUAAAUGCGGCCACGACCAAUAUGGUGGGGACACGGUAUGCUCCGUACGUCACUGGGCCUACCAAAAUCGCUCCCGAUGAGAGCACAAGGUUUGCCAUGCGCACCAAGGCAUAUCCUUCAGAGGCUACAAAGAUACCCUUCUUAUCAAGUUCCACUACUUCCAGCGAAUCUAAAGCAUUCAUCAUCUCGAUUGCUGCUGCUACAUUUGCUACAUUUAGCAUUUUCGCCAUUUCCGAUAUAUCAACAACUGUCGAUAGUUUAAAACAAGAGGGCUUUGAACCAUGUUUGGAAGUCGAUGCCAUUUUUCAUCCCGCAUCAUAUAACGACGAAUCUGAUAUCAACGAAUUUACCGACAGUGAGGUAGACAAUGAAGUAAUGCGUACACUACCUGUCCCUGUUCCUCAUUCGACACAUUCGUUUACAGAAAUCGCUGACACUAUCCAUAAAAUGAAUUUUACCUAA
Molecule: messenger RNA, 1257 nt
Organism: Eremothecium cymbalariae DBVPG#7215
Lineage: Eukaryota; Fungi; Ascomycota; Saccharomycetes; Saccharomycetales; Saccharomycetaceae
Exons: 1
Coding region: 1-1257 (418 amino acids)
Source: RefSeq, a predicted model, not a curated record